AUAUUCACGAUAAGGAGAGUUCGAAACCCGAAACAAAAGACUCGCCGGCAACUGCCCGAGAUCAGCUGACGGAGGAGGACCCGAGGCAGCAGACGGAGGCAUGGCUGUGGCAAAGUACAUCGCAUUUGCGGCCUUUAUUAUCUUUGCUGGCACUGGUAUAGCUGUUGGCUAUACUGGUGGGAGCUUAUUGACAGCAUAUGUAGCCUAUCUGUCCCCAUGGCUGCCUGGUUGGCUAUGGAUUGCAGUGGGAAUCAUCAUGGUCCUGGGAGUUGGAAUAACUGCCACCAGCACUGCAGGAGCUAUCGCAACACUGGCUCCAAAACCUAAAGCAUUUAAAACAUGUUUGUCCUUGCUGCUGUUGAUGGUUGUAACAGAACUCGCAGGAACCACCCUCGUUUACAAGAAGCAGCAUGUACUAGGCCAGGCCCUCAGUAACUAUAUGGCACAUUCCAUGCACAUCACUUCUGUUGACUAUGGACUCAAUGUCUCUGACACACAGCUAUGGGAUGAGAUCCAGAUGGAGAUGAACUGUUGUGGUGUUGUGUCUUACAAGGAUUGGUUCCUAACAACAUUUGGCAAUGGUACAGAUGUGCCAGACUCCUGUUGUCUCCUUGUUGUAGAAGGCUGUGGAAAGGGUGUUGCUAAUUUAGCAGACCCCGAGGAUGAAGUUAUUACAGAGGGAUGUCUUCCAACUGUACUGCAUUCCAUUGGGAUUGAUUAUCACAGUUUGAGCAGAGGGGUAUGGCUGCCUGUGUGUGCUAUGCAUGUAGCUUUGAUGGUGCUCCUUGUGGCUACCUCUAUGUUCCUGCAGGAGAGCUACACCGCUACAAACCUCCGUGCUUACUCUAUGUCAUCCAGUGCAGUUGAUAGCAGUCACAAAUACCACCAGUUGGAUGAAGAUUGUUAAAAAGUAUUCUGGAAAAAAAGGGAAACCAUGGCACUUUAGUAUGAUCUGAUAGGAGUUAAAUUUAUUCUAAUUAUUUUUGGUUAGUACUACUAGUUUAGUUCCAGAGUUUUGGGUUAUUUUAACAUGCACUUUCUUGUGUGAACUGUUGCAGGUUCAUCAUUUGUAUUCUCAUUUUUUAUUCGGAAUUAUUAUCUCCAUAGAUUCCUUGUGAGAGAAAGUAAUGGCCAUCAUUACUUAUAUUAUUUGAUUUGCUAUUUUUACUUAUUGCUUAUAAAAGAUGUAUUUUUAUUUGUUUUUUAUUGCCUUGCAAGGCUGUGUGUAUAUUUUGUAAUAGAUUUUAUUUAUUGAAUAAUUCCAACAUGUACAUUGUAUAAGGAAUUGAACUGCUUUAACUUUUGUAUAAGGUGAAAAGGGGUUUUACUAGCAAGGUUGUACUUACAAGUUAUGCUGCCAGUUAAUAAGUUUUACUCUUUUUUUUUUAUCUUCUAUUUUUCAUGCUAAUACUAUUUUUUAACAUAAGUGGCUGUAUGGUUUGAAAUCUGAAUAUAAAGGCUAAAAAAAAAAAAAAAAAAAAAAAUCAAACUUGUAAUCAUAAGGCAUAUAUUUUGCACAAAGCUCAGACAUCAACUUGAAAAAAAAUUAUGUGCCUUGCUAUUAGACCUAUGAUGGGUUUUCCAUAUGUGGUAGAAGAAAAGAUAUUGCAUAUACAAAGAAUUAGCUAGAAAAAGGAGGAUAAGUAUGACACUAAAAACACGUCCAAGUAGAUGAGUUAUAAGGUUAGACAUUUUUUCCAUCAUGUCUUUGCUUCACCCUUUUAGUGGAGUUAGAAUUUUCCUCAUGAAAGGUAAUGCCACUGUUAGCAUCCUAAACUACACCUCUCUAACGAAUGUAACAAGUAAUCACCCUAAUAGAGGACAUGCUCUAAAUUCUUGCUUGCUUGUAUUAAAGUAGAUAUGUAUUCAGUACCAAUGUGUGCAAAUAGAAGAUCAUUUUCUUUUUUCCUUUCUUUUUUCUUUUCUCUCUGUGCGUGUUUCCUAAUUUUUGAGAUAUUGGAAUUUAGUUUGGUUUAGUGUAAGGCCUUUUGUUUGAUCUGUGUAUGGAUGGUGAUUUUACAGUUUCCUCAAAAAUUUAGAGGAAGAAAAUAAAUAUUUCCUUUGUGCAAUACUUUGAAGCACACUAUUAGGUACCCAGCUAGUGAGAUCAAUUUAUAUGAUGGUAGGUUGAUUAGGUGACAUUUGUGUGUAUGUGUGAGUGUGCGCGCGUGUGUGUGUGUGUGUGUGUGUGUGUGUGUGCGUGUGCGUGUGUGCGCAAAAAAGAUGUGUGUGUGUGUAUAUAUAUAUAUAUAUAUAUGUAUAUAUAUAUAUAUAUAUAUAUAUGUAUAUAUAUAUAUAUAUAUAUAUAUAUAUAUAUAUAUAUAUAUAUAUAUAUAUAAUCAGAUGAAUAGAAGGCUUAGGUUUCACUCACUAUAUGUAACAAAUGUGAUAUUGAAACUACUAUGAAGGAGAAAAAAGACCGUUUUUGUAUUGUGAGAACAGAUUCUGUUCAUAAAGACAAGAUUGUGCAAAUGCGAGUGUGCAUGACUGACUCUAUGGCUGCAAAAGUGGCAAUCCAGAUAUAGCAUGAAGACCAUACAACAUGCUUCAGAUUUAAAGAUCUGGUUGUUGAGAAUUUGCUGGAUGUUGAGUAGGUAACAAAAUAACCAAAUAGUAUGGAGCCAUCCAGAAAUGCCCACAUUUCUUAACCCAUUAGUGCCAGGUCACACGUAUAGCAAUCAUACAUGUGACCUGGCAAACGUGAUCUGCCGGUUACGGCUGUACGUGUCGUGAUGCGCUAGAGUACAUUGAACAGGAAGUUCUGCUACAUGUAGCGGACUUCAGCCCCCAGUGGCUGGCUGGUUGCCAGAAAUCAAUCUAUGAUGCCAAGAGAUUUAUAAUACCCAUCACUGAGGGAUUUUAAAGGUGUACAUUGGCUUUACAAGAAACUGUUAUAUUUGGAAUGUGAACAAUUCAUAAAUGUUGGAAAAUUAGGAGCUAAAUACACAUGUGCUUAUAAGUAAGAAGGCAAAAGUUUCUGAUAGGGAUAUUUUUGAAGGAUUUGAUUGAGUGAUAUAUACUCUGUUGCUGAAGUUAGGUACAGGAUUGAGUAGAUUAUUUUUGAAAUCUACUUUGAAUACUUGUGCACGCCAUUUUACCGAUGUGUGCACAAGAUGCUAGCAGACAGAUUCAUACACACACACAUUUUCACACACACACACAUUUUCACACUCAGACAUCCAUUCAGAGACACAUGCAUACAGAUAAACACACUGACUCAGACAUGCAUACAAAAAUACACAUGCAUACAAAUCUGCAGACACACAUACAAAUAUACAGACACCUGUAUAUAAACAUACAUACACACAUGCAUGCAUACAGAUGCACAGGCACACAUGCAUGCAGACGCACUCAAAGUUCUCUCAUAUUAACUCGCAUCAAGUAACAUAGACCAAUUAAAAUGCCUAAUUUUGUUUUCUACUGGGGCAACCUUAGCAAGUAUUAGUAUUCAGCCAAAUAUUAGUAUUCAGAAGAUGGCUAAAAGGUGAUGAGGGAACAUAAUUUGGGGGGAAACAAUUUACACCUUUUUCUUCAUACACAAAAAUACAUUUUAUAGAAAGAUCCCUUUACACUGUGACAUGUCCAGCACUGUCCAUACUGGUGUUUUGUAUGCAAGGUUUUAUGCACAUAUUCAGGAAUCCUUAAUGUAACCCUAGUAAAUAGUUUUAAAAUGUAUCAUGUCCAUGUCAUGUUUUACAACAUUAACCAUUUGACCCCUUAAAAAAAUGAUCAUGGAUCCUCAUUAAAAGCUAAAAUAUUUUCUCCCAUUUAAAUAAUAAUUGUAGUUCAUGUACCUUGCAGUUCAGAAAUUUCUUGGAAUGACAGAAAUUUUAAUAAUGCUGUAGCUCAAACAGGAACGCCAGAUUUAGUGAAUAUUUCUUUUUGGUGUCCUAUUUUUUGUGUUUUGCAUAAAGCUGGCACAUAUAGGAAAGAUGUAGGUGUAUCAUUGUUCUAUGGACAUUGCUAUCAUUAAAAAUAUGGAAAAAUAUUGAAGUACAUUGCAGAGAAAUUCAUAUGAUAUAUCUUCACACGGAGAUUUAUAGCUUGAAUUUUAAACUUCGGCAAAAGAUAGUCACAUGGAAGUCGUUUUUUAUGUAUAUAUGUAGGGAAGGAAUAAUUAAAAUUUGCUCUUGACCAUGUGCAUUGAAUUGAUUUGUAAGGGUGUAUGUUGAUUUAUUUAAAAAAUGAUUUAGAAAGGCAUACACUAGAAAGAACAUCUCUAGAAUAUAGUUGUUAUAUGGGGGGGGGGGGGGUAUAAAAUCAUAUAUACUAUAUUAGCAUAAGCAGUGUAAGCAGUUACCUUUUUUUAUGUUCCACUUUUUCUGAAUUCCACAAUCUCUUGCUGUGAAUCUCCUAUAAGUUCAAAGAAUUGGAAACUUCAGCUUUAACAAUCUGUAGUCUUGGCUAUGCAUAAUUAUUUUUUUAUUAUGAAAGUAAUCACUCAUAAAAAAUAUAUGUUGCACAUGUAUUAUAAACAGUUAUCAGAACAGAUUUAUGUGAUAUGGUAGAUAUUUUGUGUAUAUUAUGGAUUAAAUAAAGUGGCUUUGAUAUACGGA
Penaeus chinensis is the source of this 4556-nucleotide messenger RNA. Its product is annotated as tetraspanin-4-like. The coding region runs from base 101 to 907 and encodes 268 amino acids. Lineage: Eukaryota; Metazoa; Arthropoda; Malacostraca; Decapoda; Penaeidae. Gene Ontology annotation, cellular component: membrane. The transcript is spliced from 6 exons. The record is from RefSeq and is a predicted model, not a curated record.